Messenger RNA from Fraxinus pennsylvanica, 906 nucleotides. The record is from the annotation of a GenBank genome assembly. NCBI's taxonomy places the organism in Eukaryota, Viridiplantae, Streptophyta, Magnoliopsida, Lamiales, Oleaceae.
AUGUCUCCAAUUUUUGUGGCAAAUACAUACGGUAUUUUUAGAGUUUCGACCUCUCAGGUUUCCAGGAAAGAUGAGAUGCCAUCUGCUUCACUUUCUUUUGCAUCUUCCAUAAAUGAUGCUACAUCCCGUAUCAAAGGAAUUGUUAUUGAUCAAACAUCGGGUUCAGAGCAAGGUGUUUAUUAUCCACCUACUAGCUAUUGUGAUUAUUAUUACCCAGGAUAUAAUGGUAGCAUUGCUCAGUCGGAUGACAAAGAUUAUUUUAACACAGUAGGUGGUUCUUACAGAACGCCUUUUCAUGCUACACAUAUGACUCUUCCUAUUCUGGAAAUGGCUCAACUGGCUCUGCUUCUAAAUCUGUUAGGCUCUGAAUUCCAUUCGAAUGCUGUCCCAAAUGGAUUUCAACCAGUUGGAUUUUUCAUCAUUCACAAACUGAAACACAGAUGGUUUCAUGCACUAUGGUCCAGAUUAACUCGUGGUCCGAGGGCCAAAAGUAAUAACAAUUCCACACAGUUAUCAGCUGAGGAGCAGCCGGGGCUGGCUAUUCCAAGGGACAACUAUAACUUAGAAGAGUUUCAAAUACAAUAUGAUAGAGCAAAGUUUUAUGUGAUCAAGCCAUAUAGUGAGGAUGGAAUUGCAUCAAAUAUGACGUUUGGUCAAUUACUCCAAACGGAAAACAAGAAAUUAGAUGCUGCUUUCUGCAAUGCAAAUGCUAUAACGUGCGAAUCAGGAGCGAAAUAUCCAGUCUUCCUAUUCUUUUCUGUAACCUCAUUGCAUUUCUUCCUUCUAUUUUGCAACUCAAUAGUUGAUAAUUUUCGGGUGAACACAAGUGGACAGUUUAUAGGUGUAGCUGAGAUGAUUGGGCAGUUUGAUUUCGACAAAAAUAUGGACUUCUGGCAGCUCGACUAG